Molecule: messenger RNA, 354 nt
Organism: Ectocarpus sp. CCAP 1310/34
Lineage: Eukaryota; Phaeophyceae; Ectocarpales; Ectocarpaceae
Source: the annotation of a GenBank genome assembly
AUGAAAUUGAACAAACCACAUCGCAAACAGGUGACCCGAGGAACGUUGCAGACGGUUCUGAGGCACAUCGCCUUCGACGAAGCCCGCCGCCUCGGGCUCAAGCCGGACACCGAGGCGCUCCUCCGAAAGGAGUUUCCGGAAGAAACAGGCGUUCUCGUCGUGGGCGAGGUAGUCCCCAAGGGGCCCGCGGACGGCGUGCUGGAGCCGGGAGACAUUGUAGUGCGCAUGAAGGGCGAGACGAUCACCACCUUCUUGCCGUGGGAGUCGGCCCUCGACGACGGUGUUGGAGGGGAGGUGCAGGUGCACGUGCAGCGAGGGGGAAAGGAGGUCAUCGCUCGGUUGACGGUCGGGUGA